Molecule: messenger RNA, 2388 nt
Organism: Phialemonium atrogriseum
Lineage: Eukaryota; Fungi; Ascomycota; Sordariomycetes; Cephalothecales; Cephalothecaceae
Product: Pre-mRNA-processing protein 45
Exons: 6
Coding region: 1-2388 (795 amino acids)
Biological process (GO): mRNA splicing, via spliceosome
Cellular component (GO): spliceosomal complex
Source: RefSeq, a predicted model, not a curated record
AUGCAACUGCCGAUACUAGCAUGCGGUUUUCUGGCCUGCCUGGUUGCCCAGGUUUCCGCAACCGCGUUGACCUACAAACUUACAGCGAAUGAGAAAGCUUGUUUCUACACAGGAACAAAGGUUAAGGGGGAAAAGAUUGCCUUCUACUUUGCGGUACAAUCAGGAGGCUCUUUCGAUGUGGACUACGAUGUCCUGGGUCCCGGGGGCAAGGUGAUCAUGGACGGGGAGAAAGAGCGUCAGGGCGACUUUGUCUUCACUGCCCAAGAAGUGGGCGAAUACAGGUUCUGCUUCAACAAUGAGAUGAGCACCUUCGCCGAGAAGACUGUUGACUUCGAGAUUGCGGUCGAGAACGAGUCACACGUCAAUCUUCCUGCCAAGCAAGGGAGCGAUCCGGCCCUGACAUCGAAACUCGAAGAAUCGCUGUACAAGCUCUCUGGGCAGCUUUCAACCAUUACACGUAACCAGAAGUACUUCCGCACCCGCGAGAACCGAAACUUCAGCACGGUACGGAGCACGGAGGGCCGCAUCGUCAACUUCAGCUUGAUUCAGUGUGGCCUCGUUAUCUGCAUGGGAGCCCUACAGGUGUUCAUCGUCAGAUUUUUCUUCCAGGGCGCAAGGAAGGGUUACCAAAAGGUCCAAUUCUACAAAGCACCAACUUCACGGUCAAAUCCAGUCACGAUGACCUCAAUAGCGGCGGGCCUUGCGCGAGCACUUCCGAAGCCUCAAUAUACUGGCGAGGGUGAGGACUUGCCGUCGCACGCCCGGCAGAAAGGCCCAAGGAUUGUUGGCCGUGGGGAGCUGGACGAGACCCAGCUCGUGUUGAAGAGAUCAGGACCCCCUCCAUAUGGACAAAGAGCAGGAUGGAGACCGCGCGGCCCCGAAGAUUUCGGAGAUGGUGGUGCCUUUCCAGAGAUCCCCGUCGCUCAGUAUCCCCUUGACAUGGGUAAAAAGUCGUCGACAAGCAGCAACGCCCUGGCCGUCCAAGUUGAUGGAGAGGGGAAAGUGCAGUUCGAUGCGAUUGCGCGACAGGGCCACGGUGAGGGCAGAAUCAUCCACACGUCCUUCAAGGAUUUGAUCCCCCUGCGGCAGCGUGCGGAUGCCGGCGAAAUCAGUUUCGAGCGUCCGAGUGAGGAGGAAGUAUCUGCCACUGCGGAGAGGACCAAGAACGCUCUGGCCGUGCUCAUCAGCGGCGCCGUUGCUGCCCAGAAACCCAAGAAUGUAAACGUUGGCGGGCGAAGGGACCCUACGUUUGUGCGAUACACUCCGUCGAACCAGAUGGGCGACAACUCGAAGAAGCAGGACCGCAUUAUGAAAAUUGUGGAACGGCAGAAGGAUCCCAUGGAGCCUCCCAAGUUCAAGCACAAGAAGAUCCCGCGAGGACCCCCCAGUCCCCCGCCUCCAGUGAUGCAUUCGCCACCACGCAAGCUUACAGCCGAGGAUCAAGAGGCAUGGAGGAUUCCUCCCCCCGUAUCGAACUGGAAGAAUCCAAAGGGUUAUACCGUUCCGCUGGACAAGAGAUUGGCUGCAGACGGACGGGGACUCCAAGAUGUUGAAAUCAACGACAAGUUUGCACAAUUCUCGGAAGCGCUAUUUAUGGCAGACAGACACGCUCGAGAGGAGGUCAGGCAGCGAGCGGCAAUGCAACAGAGGCUUGCCGAGAAGGAGAAGGCAAAGAAGGAGGAGCAUCUACGCAUGCUUGCACAGCAGGCUCGGGAGGAGAGAGCAGGUGGAAGGCGGCGAUCUCGAUCUGGCAGCAGUGGUUCCGAGUCGGGCUCCGAAAGCGACGACUCGGCAGUCCGCGAGCGAGAGGCUGCCCGGCGCGAUAAGCGGCGGGAUGAGGAGCGUAAAUUGAGACAGUCGAGGAUGGGUGCAGAGAGGAGAGUUCAAGUUAUGGCUCGCGAACAAAACCGCGACAUAUCCGAGAAGGUGGCGCUUGGAAUCGCGAAGCCGACGCAGUCCUCGGAGGCCAUGUACGAUUCGCGACUGUUCAACCAAUCGAGCGGCUUCGACAGUGGAUUCAACGAGGACAACCCAUACGACAAACCGCUCUUUGCCGCUCAGGAGGCAAUCAGCAGCAUCUACAGACCGCGGGCGAACGCCGAAGAUGACGACGACGAGGCAGACGGAGAGAGGGAAAUGUCCAAGAUCCAAAGGACCAGUAGGUUCGGCGAAGCCCUGGGCCGAGGGACCUUCAAGGGCACCGACGAGGGGGAGGCGCGGGAGGGGCCGGUCCAGUUCGAGAAGGAUGCGACAGAUCCAUUCAACGUGGACAAGUUCCUAUCAGAGGUGGAGCAGAGCUCAUCAUCCAAGAGGGGAGGGUACGGGCUACAACAAGACGAAGAUUCGAGACAAUCGAAGCGGGCUCGGAUGGAUGAGGACGAUGACUAA